GGCAGGGUGAUGCCAGCUUGACCCAGAGCCAUGUCCAGGUACUUGAAGCACUUCACGGUGGUGGGUGAUGACCCAGUGCAGUGGAGCAACGACUAUAAGAAAUGGGAGGAAGAGGAGGAGGAUGCCGGGGAGAAGCAGCCAGAUUCGGAGAUCAAACUGGAGCCCACCAGGAGAGACGUCUCCUUCCAGGACAUGAUGAAAAAGCUCUUCAGCUCCCGCAGGUUUCAGAUCUUAGUUGUCUGUUUGGUCAUCCUGGAUGCCUUGUUGGUUCUUGGGGAGUUGCUUAUGGACUUGGAAAUCAUCCAUCCGGACAAAUAUAAUAUAACCCCAAAGGUUUUCCACUACCUCUCCCUUUCCAUUUUAACUAUCUUCCUGGUUGAGGUGGGGUUUAAGGUCUUUGUCUACCGCUGGGAGUUCUUCCACCACAAGUUUGAAGUGCUGGACGGGAUCGUGGUCAUUGUGUCCUUCAUCCUCGAUGUCGUCCUCAUCUUCCGGGAGCACGAGUUCGAAGCUGUCGGGCUCCUGAUCCUGCUCCGGCUGUGGCGGGUGGCCAGGAUUAUCAAUGGAAUCAUUUUAUCCGUGAAGACCCGCUCGGAACAACAACUGUCCAAGCUCAAGCAAGUAAACCUGAAACUUGCCACAAAGGUUGAACAACUGGAACACAGCUGUGUCGAGAAGGAGCAAGAAAUUGAGAGGCUUAACAAGAUACUAAAACAGCAUGGACUCAUCAGCGAGGAAAAGUAG
Messenger RNA from Nestor notabilis (Kea), 744 nucleotides. RefSeq names its product hydrogen voltage-gated channel 1 (gene HVCN1). Gene Ontology annotation, cellular component: plasma membrane. Gene Ontology annotation, biological process: proton transmembrane transport. NCBI's taxonomy places the organism in Eukaryota, Metazoa, Chordata, Aves, Psittaciformes, Psittacidae. Gene Ontology annotation, molecular function: voltage-gated proton channel activity. Bases 31 to 744 code for a protein of 237 amino acids. The record is from RefSeq and is a predicted model, not a curated record. The transcript has 5 exons.